Messenger RNA from Drosophila biarmipes, 1167 nucleotides. RefSeq names its product ferritin heavy chain (gene Fer2LCH). Gene Ontology annotation, cellular component: cytoplasm. Lineage: Eukaryota; Metazoa; Arthropoda; Insecta; Diptera; Drosophilidae. The record is from RefSeq and is a predicted model, not a curated record. Gene Ontology annotation, molecular function: ferric iron binding; ferrous iron binding. The transcript has 3 exons. Gene Ontology annotation, biological process: intracellular iron ion homeostasis; iron ion transport. The coding region runs from base 174 to 857 and encodes 227 amino acids.
AAUGCCCAUGCACUCUCUCCAGGCACACACACACACACGCUGCUUAUCGAUCGCAUACAAAGAGACGAACGCGACGCUAUAAACAGCAGUUCAUUUUCAAAGUUCCAACAAGCAGCACACGAAAGCAGCGUUCGAAAAGUCAAUAAAUCGCACUGCAAUAAACAGCCGUCAAGAUGAAAUUCUUCAUUGCACUCGCUCUCUUCGCGUGCCUCGGCUCUCUUGCCCUGGCCAGCAACGAAGAGUACUGCCAGAAUACCGUAAUCACGGCCUGCUCUUCCUCGGCCUUCUCCGGCAACUCCAUCUGUAACGCCCGCUUCGCUGGCAUUGACCACGUGGAGCCCGAGAUCCAGUCGUACAUCAACGCCCAGCUGGCCAAGUCCUACGACUACCUGCUGCUGGCCACCCACUUCAACUCGUACCAGAAGAACCGGCCCGGCUUCCAGAAGCUGUACCAGGGCCUCUCGGACCGCUCCUUCGACGACAGCAUUGCCCUGAUCAAGCAGGUGACCCGCCGUGGUGGCAUCGUGGACUUCAACACCCGCCACGAGUCCGCCGGCUCGGUGAGCACCAAGCGCGGCACCCUGGAGGUCGAUGAACUGCACUCCCUGGCCCUGGCCCUGGAUACCGAGAAGCAACUGGCCGUCGGAGCUACCCACGUCCACUCCCGCGCCACCCACGCCGCCGACGGAGACCGCGACCCCGAGCUGGCCCACUACCUCGAGGAGAACUUCCUGGGCAAGCAGGCCGAGACCGUGCGCAAGCUGUCCGGCUAUGCCAACGACCUCGCCAAGCUGAUGAAGGUGCCGGACCCAUCCCUGUCCGUCUACCUGUUCGACGAGUACCUGCAGAAGCAGUAAGGAGCGGUCUCCACCUACUCCUCCUCCAAACUUUUCCCUCAAAAUUGCUCUCAUAAUUCCCCUAUAAAUUAGUUUGUUUCCUUGGUUUGUUCAUCAAUAAAUCGCAGUGCAGCAGCAACACUAUCAAAGCAGCCAAAAAUGAAUGAUUUACACCCCCUCCACGAGUCCACCUUGAUUUACCAGCACACCAGAUUGUGAUAAUGUUAUCAUGAAUAAGUUAGCAAGUUCGCCCCAGCAAAUGUAUCUUUAGCAUGUACGUUACCGCUUGAACAAAUAAACACAACAAGUAACUGACUAUCAACUAGUAGAA